This is a messenger RNA of Nerophis lumbriciformis (worm pipefish), 1023 nucleotides long. The record is from RefSeq and is a predicted model, not a curated record. Lineage: Eukaryota; Metazoa; Chordata; Actinopteri; Syngnathiformes; Syngnathidae.
AUGAUUUCCUCUUUGUGUUUGUUGGGGGCACUCAGCGCUCUAAUAUGGCUUCCAGGUUCACUGGAGGCCAAAUCUUUGCUGAGGUUGGUUCCCGUCGGUGACGUCGGUAUCGAUCCGGAGAAGGCCAAUGACUUUCUGAGCCACUCCAGGCCCAAGAGGAACCUGGACCCCAAAUGGUACCGAGGGAACCCGGACUUCCAGUCGUACUACCGAUACUACAGCAGCAUUGGACACACUGAAGGGCUUUAUGAAAUCGACAAGCUGAGGAUGUUGUACCAGCAGAUGAGGCACUUGGAGCAGACGUACGGUCCCAACGCCUCGUAUUUCCAGAACAAGCUGGGGGUCCCCCAGAUCAUGUGCGACCCCACCACGGACAAGAAGUGCAAGGUGGUCGCUCCGCCACCUCCUCCGCCAAUGAAAGGCAUCCCCAAGGUCACAGAGGCACCCGCCACCACGCCCCCUCCCCUUCCCCGUGCCCCCACCAUCUCCCAGGCCGACGUCCUCUACCUGUGCAACACUAAGGACCCCCUGUGCAAGCCCCACAUCGUGUACCUGCCCACUGGCGCCGUGCCUGUCCUCUGUGACCCCCGUUACCACCCUCACUGCUCUCCCCAGAAGGCGCCACCCGCCCCGGCUGUGGCACCUCAGCUGCCGCCGCCCCCGAAGAAGUUUGUGCCACCGCCCAUCCUGGUCAAAAAGUCCCCCCUGCCAGCCCCCAUUCGCUCCUUCAAGGGCAUGGAGUACGACUGCGACCCGUAUUGGGACCCCGACUGCUUGAUCGACCACCCGCCCAGACCCCUCAAGGGUAAAGUGAUGGGACCCCCGCCCCCACCUGUGGAAGAGAAGGAGGAACCUGUGGAGGAACCUGCGCCGCCUCCUCCUCCGCUCAUCCAGAAGAAAGGCAACCCCUUCCCCUACUACUACGCCCCCCAGCCCUACAACCCUCUCGACGAGCUAUAUGACCCAGCCCGUUUCCAGUACCCUCAACCGGAAGUACCCGCGGACGAGCCGGAAACAAAAUAG